CACAUGACUGGAAGCAAAGUGUGUCAUGUGACCCCUCUAAGAACUCCUCUCGCUGCCCUCUACCAGUCAGGAGGGGUUUCGCCCCCAUAGGCCUGCCCCAAGAGGUGAUUUGACCAAUCAGGGGUGUUCCAGGGUGGGGGGACCCAUCCAGAUGUGGCUUGUGUGACCCCUCUAAGAACUCCUCCCAAUGCUCUCUACCAAUCGCGAUGGGUUUCGGCCGCAUAGGACCACCCCCAGAGCAGAUUUGACCAAUUGGUGGUGUUCCAGGGCGGGGUGACCCACCCAGAUGAGGGUCGUGUCACCCUUCUGAGAACUCCUCCCAGCGCCCUCUGCCAAUCAGAGUGCAACACUAUCACCCCAUAAGUCCCAGCGCCGGGGCAGAAGAGGCCAUCUUUUACCAAGGAUGCGUGCUUUAGAAAUCAUGGAAACAUGGACUCCUUCACCACCCCUGUGAGCACUUUGGACUUUGUUUUAGCCCCGAGGGCCUUUGGACUUGUGUGGAGAAAGCGCUACAUCAGCGACAGUUCCCACGAGGGCUCUUUGACUCAGCCGUUGAUGGAUACACAGAAACCCGAAACCCAAACUCUCGUGAGGCAACCCAAUGAGCAUGAAGGCCUCUCAUUGUUCGCCCCACUAGAGGUGGAAGGCGAACACAGCUCGGUUGAGUCAUCGGAGGACAAGGUGAAUGGAAAAGACAUUGCUCAGCUUGAUGAUGCCUUUCUAGAGGACCCGCACGCCCUGGACAGCGUUACAUCAAGCAGCGAAGAUGAACCGGGCUCUCCUUGUUUUUGCUCAAUGCCGAUACAAAUUGUUGAAGAGGACUCCGAGGAUGACAGCUAUGAGGAGUUUAGGAGGCUUGGCACGGAACUAACUGAGCCAGUGCCACGUCGUGAGCAUAAAAAAGUCAUGCGGACUAUUGUAUGUGUUGCUGUUUAUGCUGUCCUUAAUCACUGCCUUAGGGAAAAGCUUUUUGAAGAUUGUGAGGGCUGUGUCAUAGAUGUGCCAGCCCAACGGCGCCAUGACUGUGUGACUUGGACUUCAGUAGAUAUAAACUGCAAGCUCCAGGGCCUGUGUGCUGAGCUGUAUUUGGAAAGCUUAUUAAACACUGUUCUUGCCAUAGGUUAUGCUAUGCAAUGUCUGUGCCUAACCCAAAAACAUUUAGCAUAAGGGGUGAUCUUGAUAAAUGCUGUGCAAUUUAGUGCAGACCCUGACCGUAUUUUAAAGAAAAUGACCAAACCGGAAGAUGCCUGUGUCACAUUAUUGACUUGAACUGGGACCGUAUAGAACAUGGUUGUAACCAAGGUCCUGUAGUGGCACCAAAUCUUAGGUAAAGGGGGUCAUAUAAGGGGUCUAAGACCAGGUUAUGGGUUGCU
Molecule: messenger RNA, 1373 nt
Organism: Mauremys mutica (yellowpond turtle)
Lineage: Eukaryota; Metazoa; Chordata; Testudines; Geoemydidae
Exons: 2
Coding region: 430-1167 (245 amino acids)
Source: RefSeq, a predicted model, not a curated record